Ylistrum balloti is the source of this 3660-nucleotide messenger RNA. RefSeq names its product BAI1-associated protein 3-like. The record is from RefSeq and is a predicted model, not a curated record. NCBI's taxonomy places the organism in Eukaryota, Metazoa, Mollusca, Bivalvia, Pectinida, Pectinidae. Bases 1 to 3660 code for a protein of 1219 amino acids. The transcript has 32 exons.
AUGGAUGUCCCGUGCAGUCCCGGUUCACAUUUACGAGUAAAGUCCCCACAUCGUCAUAGGCGCCGCCACCACUCUCCCAGUCGUACAGGAAGUGGAAGUGACUUGCAUCAGUCAAGACAAGUGAGUGCAGUGACAAAUUCUAACAAACCGGAAGGAGAUGAAUAUGAACUACCACCGAGAGAUUAUCAAAACCCUCUGGUACAGGAAUCUGAUGGGAAUUUCUUUGAAAGUUUCACCGCGUUGUCAUGGAGACAAGCCAACAAGAGGUUACGUGCAACAUCAGAGGAUGGUCAUGACAGGCACCCUCCGUCAGAAGCACAGUUCGCAGUCAAACCGAAAUCCCAACAGCCUUCAAAGAAAGAGUUCGAGCUCCUAUACAUCGAGGUCCUGUAUACCAUCAAACACAAGAUCGGAACAACAGCAGGAGGACACUCCCCUUUUAUACAAGACUUGUAUCAGUAUGCACAGGAAGCGUUUGGCAUCAGUCCAGAGGACCACGCCCAUCUUCUGGCUAGGGCUACAGAGGAAAAGCCUCCUAUUGUCAUCGUCAACAUAACAGUUAUCAAAGCCAAAGACUUAGAAGCAAAAGAUGCGGAUGGAUUCAGUGACCCCUAUUGCAUGUUGGGAAUUUGGCCCGGACGGCUGGCAGAUGGAGAUGUUUUCUCAGACGAGGACGAACAAGCAAAAGCUAAGGAAAAGAAAGGAAGCAUUAGCAGAAAGCUGUCGAUGCCUGGAAGUAAAAAGAAACGAGAUAAAUCGGCUCGUGAUGUCAUUCCAGCAAAAUAUAUUCGGAGCACUAAUGUUGUCCAGAACUCUCUACACCCCGUGUGGAAUGAAAGGUUCCGGUUUGACUUGGAAGAUGUUCAUUCGGAUCGACUUCAUCUGGAUAUCUGGGACCAUGACGACGAAUUUUCUGUGAUUGAAGCAGCCAAGAAACUAAAUGAAGUGAAAGGUUUCUCAGGGUUGGGUCGGUACUUCAAGCAAGUGGCUCAGUCAGCGAGGACGACUAAGAGCAGUGGAAGCGUCGACGAUUUUUUGGGUUGUGUAACAAUUCCCCUUCAAGAUAUCCCUUCCAUAGGACAGGAGAGGUGGUUCCCUCUGGAGGGUCGAACUGCUCGGUCAAACAUACAGGGCGAGAUAAAACUCAAGCUAAGUCUUGCCACGCGAGAGGACCGUGGAAUUCCAGAGGACGAUAACUGGACAGAUGUUCGACAACAUGAAGAUCUUAUGUCUGUGUUUGUGCAACACGAAGUCAGAAAAAUGGACGAUUCUCCAUCAAAAUGGAGAGGAGAACUGCCGAAAGCGGCAAUGACAAUUCUCCAUCAGCAUGCAAUUCAGGGUGACGUCACAGAUGCUCAGCAGGCAAUGUGUAAAUGGAUAGCUUAUAGUCGGAAACACAUGGAACAUCAUUUCGACUACAGAAUUCUUCUAAAGCUGCUUGGAGAACUCGAUCGGUUAUGGACACCAGAUUCAUUUUCCCGAGAAGAGGAAGAAUGUCUUGCUGAGUCCUUCAAACAAUUCAAUCAAUACUGCCUUAGUCUGCUCAGUAAACAACGAGAGGUGUUCCCGACGACCAGCAAACAAAGCAUUUGUCGCCUCGAAGCCAUGAUGCAGUGCCUGGCAAAUGUGUACAGCAUAGAUGUAUUCAGACGAGUUUGUCCGUUCGAAAAAGAACUUCAUCCAGAGGUCAAGGUCGCAAUAAAGAGAGGCACUCAAGAAUGGUAUGACAGGAUAAGUCACUUGAGACAUGCCAGCUCAAAGACAAGUGACCAUGAAGAGGACAUCAUACAGCGAUUGAUCGAACUAACAAACCUCUUGAACGCCGAUUUGAUAUCUGCAUUGUCGACCUACAACCUGCUAUAUGAACAGAUUUUUAAAGUACAUUACUGCGCAACCACAUAUCGUCAACUGGAAAAAUGGCUUUCAACAGAUGUAUUCAAAGGCCUACAGGAAGAGCUCGGUGAAGAAUUCAAUAAGGAUUUAAAACAAACACUGAGCAGAGUUGAAAGCCGAUCAGAGGAAUCGUCAACGAGAGAUUCAAACCUGAUAAUGGGAACCUGCUUGUUUGAGCUAUACUUGGCUUUGCAAGAAUUCUGCAAUUUUCGGGAAAAUUUGCCUAAUGGAGAUCAAAGAAGUCUUCAGAUUAUACAUUAUUAUCAAUGGUUCCGGUUUGUUGUGGCUAAUUGGAUCGAAGUUGCUAGAAAGAAGUCGCUUCAGAGGAUCAUGAAAGCAGUGGAACUUGACAAGGUAGCUGAGGUAACGGAGGGCACGAAGUACAGUACUUCAGCUGUCGACGUCUGUUGUUGCUUUUCACAGAUGACCGAAUUUUGGAAGCAGCUGAAUUGGCCAGAUCUUAUAGACGCUUAUCCAUUGGUUCAAAAACUAGCAGAGGACAUAAGCAAAGGUGCUGUCAUGUACGCCGACAUGAUACACCAGAAACUGAAAGAUGAAGGUUACUAUGAUGAGGUCGGACAGUUUGAUGUCACGGAACAGCUAUGCAUUACAAUAAACAACAUAGAACAAGUACGCCGGGCCUUGAAACCCAUUCCAGAGAUGUUGAGAUUCUCAGAUAUACAGAGGGCAGUUGAGGCGAGCAAUGGAUCAGGGAAAGGCUACAAGUUCAAUCUUAACACGAUUGUCAAGGAGGCAGACGAAAGUAUGGUGAGGAAAAUCAAGACGGUGGUCGACAGAGUGGCGGACAAGAUGAGACCAGAUAUCAAAAAAGAUGUAUUCCACCUAAACUGGGCACCAGAAUCUGUCCCCGCCGAUGACGCAAUUGGAGACCUACUUACGUAUCUCGACAGCAACUUGCUGACUAUGAAUAAAAAUCUGCUGAAGACUAACUUUGACCGAAUUCUGUUAUCACUCUGGGAAGAAGUCCUGGCGGAAUUCAAGGAGACGAUUUUGAAAGAGGAACCGCGACAGCCUAUCCUGUAUAAGAGGAUGUAUGACGCAUUAGAACUGCUGGUCGACUUCUUCUACGCAAAUGAAAAAGGUCUACAAAUGCCGAAAAUUCAAUCGGAACAAUACAAGGACCUGAAAGGAUUGCUUGGCCUACACAAGCUCAACACAUUUCCGUUGAUAGAGGUUUUCUUCGACGAGAAAUUACAACAACAGAAAGAAUGGACAAGUAAGGAGUUCGGUGUCCUCAACGUGAGGAUGUGUUAUAGACAAGACUCACAGUCUCUUCUUGUGGAAGUUCUAAAUGCAAAAGAUGUUAUACCGCUGGAUGCAAAUGGUCUUAGUGAUCCCUUUGUGCUACUCCAGUUGUGCCCAGAACACGUGUUUCCAAAUGUUACUAUACAGAAAACGAAUAUUGUCAAAAAGACAUUGAAUCCAAUAUUUGAGGAGACGUUUGAAUUUGAUAUAACGCCUGAGCAGUGCCGUCAUGCUGGAGCCAUCCUACUGAUGACUGUGAUGGACCAUGACUAUGUAUUCCAGAAUGAUUUUGCCGGGGAGGUGUACGUAAGUCUGUCAGAGUUGCCGGGAGUGGACGAGGAGAUAUCAGGAUUCGACGCUUUAAGCAUUAUAUCACUGCCCAUGAUGCAACCCAAGCACAAAGAAAGCGGGGCCUUGGAUGUGUUAGCAGCUAGAACGUGGGAUAAGGAUGCCGAAGAAUUUGUGAAGAAAAGGAAGAAGAUCGAGGAACAAGCAGUUUGA